AUGCCCCAAACAGCAGACUCCACCAGAACCACAACCUCCGCCGAAGCCGCAGACGAAGCAACACCACUCCUCGGCGCUCCAGAAUCCGGCCCAGUACGGUCAGGAAAUGGCCACGCUUAUCCUCCAGACGCCACUGGCAAACCCCAUCCAUCUUCAGAAGAAGCCGAAGAAGAGCCCAUGCCAUACACCCAAAUCCUCCUCCUCUGCUACGCCUCCCUCGCCGAACCCGUCGCCUACUUCGCCAUCUUCCCCUUCGUCAACGAAUUCAUCUCCAUCGCCGGUGGGAUCCCGGAGGAAAACGUCGGCUUCUGGUCUGGAAUGAUUGAGUCCCUGUUCAGUCUCGUCCAAAUGGUCUUGAUGAUCUUCUAUGGUCGCCUGGCGGAUCGGGUUGGACGGAAGCCGGUGCUGGUGUUUUCGUUGGCCGGCGUGAGUCUGGCCACGGCGUUGUUUGGGAUGGCGCAGAAUUCGGGCCAGAUGAUUAUGUUUCGAUGUCUGGCGGGCGUGUUUGCGGGGAGUGUGGUGACGAUUAGGACGAUGUUGAGUGAGAAUACGAACAAGGCGACGCAGGGGAGGGCGUUUAGUUGGUAUAUGUUUACCAGGAAUUUGGGGAUUUUGAUUGGGCCUUUGGUUGGUGGCGCUCUGGCAAACCCAGCAAAGCAAUACCCAGGCACGUUCGGCCACAUCCGCUUCUUCCACGACUACCCUUACGCCCUGGCCACUUACAUCGCUGGUACAGUAUGCCUAUCAAGCACCCUAGCAACCCUCUUCUUCGUCAAAGAAACCCUUCGAAAGAACGACCCUUCAGGUUCCAAGACCGAGCCCCCCAUGUCAACCUGGGACGUCCUCAAAUCCCCCGGCGUCCCCAUAGUCCUCUACAUCUUCGGCCACACCAUGCUCCUAGCCCUGGCCUACACCGCCGUCUCCCCCGUCUUCCUCUUUACAUCCGUCGAGAAAGGCGGCUUCAACUUCAGCCCACAGUAUAUAUCUUACUUCCUCGCUUUGGCUGGAGCCUCGCAAGCUGGCUGGAUGCUUCUCGCUUUCCCACCGCUCCAACGACGUCUAGGCACUGGGUCUCUUCUGCGCUUAUGUGCGGCUGGCUGGCCAUUUUUCAUGGCCGCGUUUCCAUUAGAGAAUGAACUCCUCCGCCAUGGCCUCAACACAGCGUUCUGGAUCAUUCUACCCAUUGGCCUUGUCAUUGGAUCUGGCGUGUCGAUGGCGUUUGCGUGCGUGCAGCUUUGUCUCAAUGAUAUCUCCCCGAGCCCGCAUGUGUUGGCGACUGUCAAUGCGCUGGCACUUACCGUUAACAGCGGCGUGAGGGCGGUGGCGCCAGCGGCGUUUACGAGUCUUUACGCGGUGGGUGUCAAGUCGGGAUGGGCUGAUGGGCACGCUAUCUGGUUCUUACUGGUGGCGCUGGCGCUGAUGGCUAAUGUUAUUGUGAGGUUCAUACCGGAGAGCGCGGAGGGUCGGCCGGAGCAGAGGAGGAAGGCGAGUGAUGGAGAUGAGGAAGACGAUGGGGUGGUGAGGUGA
Fulvia fulva is the source of this 1527-nucleotide messenger RNA. Its product is annotated as Efflux pump azaK. NCBI's taxonomy places the organism in Eukaryota, Fungi, Ascomycota, Dothideomycetes, Mycosphaerellales, Mycosphaerellaceae. The record is from RefSeq and is a predicted model, not a curated record. The transcript has 2 exons. Bases 1 to 1527 code for a protein of 508 amino acids. Gene Ontology annotation, biological process: transmembrane transport. Gene Ontology annotation, molecular function: transmembrane transporter activity.